Salvelinus sp. IW2-2015 is the source of this 1179-nucleotide messenger RNA. RefSeq names its product zinc phosphodiesterase ELAC protein 2. Gene Ontology annotation, biological process: mitochondrial tRNA 3'-end processing. Gene Ontology annotation, molecular function: 3'-tRNA processing endoribonuclease activity. Lineage: Eukaryota; Metazoa; Chordata; Actinopteri; Salmoniformes; Salmonidae. The record is from RefSeq and is a predicted model, not a curated record. Gene Ontology annotation, cellular component: mitochondrion.
AUCUACGCCGGAAGAAACACAGUUGAGCGUCAAAUCACAUUUCUAAACUGCUGAAGUCCUGACUGAAUGUUUAUAUUUCAAUGAUAAGUGGGCUGAUAGGUAAAAUUAUAUUUUCAUAAAGAUUAUGCAAUGAUUAUGGAUAAGUUUUGUGUCUUGUACGACCAACAGAACUGAUUUCCAUUAAACAUUUUUAGUAUGACUAAAGUGUCUCUACACUGUAAAUCUAUUGCAUGGCUAUUUGUGAGACACACAUCUACGGGUCGCCUACAAAGCUUCGCAUGCAGUGAACAUCGUUUCCCCCAGAUUUUCCCGUUUCUGCGGACAAUGUCUACGAACACAACAGACAACCAACAUCGGGGAUCAAAGAAACCCAGAGCACCCAAAGAAACAUUGCGACAUGUGAAGUCUAGAGAACAGAGGAAACGUGGAGUGGAUGUGCAUGGACCAGCCACUGUCUACGCGCAGGUCGUCGGGGCAGGGAGCCGAGAUAAUGGCGCAUCACUUUAUGUCUUCUCUGAGUUCAAUAGGUACCUAUUCAACUGUGGUGAGGGAACACAGAGGCUGAUGCAAGAGCACAAGUUAAAAGCUGCUCGCUUGGACAAUAUUUUCCUCACUAGAAUGAGCUGGGAGAAUGUUGGUGGUCUAUCAGGGAUGAUAUUGACACUGAAAGACACUGGUGUCCGUGAGGUUGUUCUCUCUGGACCACCACAACUGGAGAAAUAUGUGAAUGCCAUCAGAGUAUUUUCUGGACCACUGGAAGAAAUCAAGCUAGCUGUUCGACCAUACACUGAGAAACAAUACACAGAUGACACAAUGACAGUUAGUCAAAUACCAAUAUUUGCCCAGCUCAGAGAGGACKGGCCAAAGUGCUCCCCUAACUCAGGGAGGAGCAGCCCCUCCAGUAGUCCCCAGAGGAGGGAGCUGUGGAGGCCGGAAGACUCUGAGGACACCAGCACAGACAGCAGGAAGGAGAGAUCAACCAGCCCAGGUGGAAAAGCAAGAGCAACAAGGGAUCCUUCUUUAGUUGUGGCAUUCGUUUGUAAGCUUCAUCCUAAGAAGGGGAACUUCUUGGUUGCUCAAGCAAAAAACCUUGGAUUACCAUUAGGCACUGCAGCUAUUGGUCCUCUCAUUGCAGCUCUGAAGGAUGGGAAAAGUGUUACCUACGAAGGAAGAGAGGUA